Molecule: messenger RNA, 1136 nt
Organism: Sphaeroforma arctica JP610
Lineage: Eukaryota; Ichthyosporea; Ichthyophonida
Exons: 5
Coding region: 164-811 (215 amino acids)
Molecular function (GO): zinc ion binding; RNA binding
Source: RefSeq, a predicted model, not a curated record
GGCCGAGACCCGAGUGGCGAAGUGCAAACUGCUGGAUACAGGGAGUCGGGAAAAUCAUUGAUGACACAUGUGAAGAAUAGACAUUGGGGAACACAAAUCUACACCUUUCACUACGACACAGAUCACAAGUGCCACAAGAGGGAAUUGCGCAUAUACUUUCAUUAUGUCUUUGUUUAUAGGCCGAUUAAGUCACGACAUCCGCGAGGCCGACCUUGAGGAUGUCUUCAUCAAGUAUGGAAAGAUAAAUCGCUGCGAAGUCAAGAACGGAGGCUUUGCUUUUGUAGAUUAUGAAGAUAAACGCGAUGCAGAGGAUGCGAUGAAGGCUGAGGAUGGGCGUGAGAUCCGUGGAGCUCGCAUUGCCGUGGAGUGGGCAAAGGGACCAAAAACUAAAAACGACGAUUGCUUUAAGUGCGGGCGUGGUGGUCACUGGGCCCGAGAAUGUCCCAACAGUGGUGGUGGUAGAUACGACGAUUUCGGUCGGGGCGGCGGCCGUGGCGACAAGUACGGUGGAGGCAGAUAUGGUGAUGACAGGCGCGGUGGUUACAGCAGACGCUCACCAUCCCCAUACCGUCGCAGACGUUCACCCAGUCCUCGCAGACCACGUUCGCGCUCACCGAUACGUCGUGGUGGCUCUCGAUCUCCUCCGCCAAGACGCUCGAGGACUCCCAGGCGCUCCUCUCGUUCACCCGCGAGAGGGAGAAGUCCUUCGCCCGGCGGCAGGGACGCGCCCCUUCCCCGUGAUUCCAGAUCCCCACCCAGAAGGGAAUCGGCAAGAAGAGAUUCUCGAUCUCGCUCACCCCGUCGAGAUUAAAUGAAAAUGUACCCGUCCCAUGCUCUCGAUGGCUUGAACAGGCCUGUAGCCCAAAUCCACAAGGCGGACGUGAAUAUAGUUAUAUAUAAAAGAUACCUCUCCCUGAUAUGCGAGCCGCAUAAGAAUGUGAUGCGCACCCGCUGCUUAGAACCUGUGGCUUUGCUCUACCGCUAUCCGGCCUCAGUCUGUUUUAACCGAAUCUCGUGUGCCCGAAGCCCGAUGGCCACCCCACCCCACACCCCACUCCACCUGACCUGUAUUUAGAAGCCUCUAUUAGAAAGUCUCGCCCUUUAAAAUCGCCGCGUGUUACCGAUAGCUUUGCCCG